Messenger RNA from Scomber scombrus (Atlantic mackerel), 1787 nucleotides. Its product is annotated as lysophosphatidylserine lipase ABHD12-like. The record is from RefSeq and is a predicted model, not a curated record. Gene Ontology annotation, molecular function: phosphatidylcholine lysophospholipase A1 activity; monoacylglycerol lipase activity. Gene Ontology annotation, cellular component: endoplasmic reticulum membrane. Gene Ontology annotation, biological process: monoacylglycerol catabolic process; phosphatidylserine catabolic process. NCBI's taxonomy places the organism in Eukaryota, Metazoa, Chordata, Actinopteri, Scombriformes, Scombridae. The transcript is spliced from 12 exons. Bases 142 to 1122 code for a protein of 326 amino acids.
UGUGUUUCACAAUGCUCAUUUUGUCAGGAGGAGAGCGUUGCUGGAUACUCCCUCAGUUCACGGCAGAAACAAGGGAAAAAGGAACUCAAGGAGGUCAGAUUUUGGUGCUGCAGAGGGGAAAAUAAUUUCAUCUGUGGAAAGAUGAAGAGAGCUUUGUCAUUUCUGAUCACUCUGUAUGUCUCAGUGCCUAUCGCAUUAUACCUGUUCCCGUGGAUAUUGGGCCAUAUCAUAUUUGCUCACUUGUUGAGGCUUCCAUUCUCGGUGGAUCUCAGCAAACCUGAAGAAGUCCUGAACCACACGUGCAACUUCUACCUCGACACUGAGGAAGGCGUCUCAGUGGGUGUGUGGCAUACACUCCCUGCCAGCCAAUGGGAGGCGGCCGCUGGGAAAAACCCUGAGUGGUACCGAGAGACUCUGGGAGACGGCAAUCCUGUUAUUAUCCAUCUCCAUGGCAACGGAGGGACCAGGGCCCUCCAUCACAGGUUGGAACUUGCGAAGAUUUUAAGUGCUGCAGGGUAUCACGUCUUUAAUUUUGACUACAGAGGCUAUGGAGACUCCACUGGUGAGCCGAGUGAAACAGGCCUGACCACUGACGCCCUCUAUGUGUACAACUGGGUAAAGAAGCAAAGCGGUGGAAGUCUUGUCUGUCUGUGGGGACACUCGCUUGGCUCUGGGGUGGCAACCAAUACUGCAGUGAAAGUGCAAGAGCAAGGGUCUAUGGUUGAUGCUGUAAUUCUGAGUGGUCCAUUCACAAGAAUUGGAGAAGUUAUAUUGAGCCAUCCGCUGGCUAAGAUGUACCUGUUCCUUCCAGGGUUUGAGAGCUUGGUUUGGAACAUUUUGGAAAUGAACAACGUAGUAUUUCCUAAUGAUGAAAAUCUAAAGACCAUGACCAGUCCACUACUUAUACUGCAUGCAGAGGAUGACAAUAUUGUUCCUCAUCACAUGGGUCUGAAGCUGCAACAGAUAUCACUUCAGGCUCAGAAAGAACACAAUAAAGAUGUCCACGUUCAAAUGAUCUCCUACAGUGCACAUCUCGGAUUCUGCCAUGACAAAUUCCACUUAGAUCCCAAUCUGUCAAGCGCGGUUGGGAGAUUUCUACAAGCCCUGAAACAGCAGAAGUAAUUCAAGAGAGUUCUGCAGUUUGGCAGCUUUGCAUUGGCUGAAGCUCUCAUCUUCAAUUGUCAGCCUCUAUUGAGGACAUUUUGCAAAACAAUGUCCAAUAAAUUCUGAUAUCAUAAUUUAUGUUUGCCACUCAGUUCUUGUUUAUCUUUCCAAAAAACUGAAACAAAAGCACUUCAGGCUCAUUAUAUAUUAAUAUUUUAUUUCAAAACUUGGAAGAAAUACUGUAUAUCAGCAAUGAAAAGUGCUCAUAUUUUUUUUCCUAUGACAAGUUAUAUUGAAAGAGAGAGAAACAAUGUGACAUGAACAGGGUCAAGUAAGAUCAGCAAAUAACAUGUUAGCAUUAGUUUAAACCUGCCUGCAGAAUAGACAGGCGUUGUCACACAGUGCACACAGCAAACUCACAGGAAUGUAAUUAAAAAUUCAGUUCAGUCAGCUGCUCUGGUCCUGACAUCCUACUGAAUUCUUCAAAUGCAGAAAGCCCCCCUCCACCCAUCCUGUACUCCAGGAAUGUUCAAUAUGAGAAAAUUGUUUGCAAGUAUUUGACCUCUCUCUCUCUUUCUCUCUCUCGCUCCACAAUGACUUUUGGUUUAACUGCAUGUGUUGAAGCUGAAGGGUGUAACAGACGUGUAUCAAUGCAAGUGCUUUAACAAUAAAGAAAAAAUGAA